Spizellomyces punctatus DAOM BR117 is the source of this 884-nucleotide messenger RNA. Its product is annotated as small GTP-binding protein domain. Gene Ontology annotation, biological process: vesicle-mediated transport; intracellular protein transport; protein localization to Golgi membrane. Gene Ontology annotation, cellular component: trans-Golgi network; cytoplasm. Bases 72 to 611 code for a protein of 179 amino acids. Lineage: Eukaryota; Fungi; Chytridiomycota; Chytridiomycetes; Spizellomycetales; Spizellomycetaceae. Gene Ontology annotation, molecular function: GTP binding; GTPase activity. The record is from RefSeq and is a predicted model, not a curated record. The transcript is spliced from 6 exons.
CGUCAGGCUUUCAACCGCUUUCCUGUCCCGCUGAUCUAGCAAAACUGUUUUUCUGUAUUUUCUUUUUGUAAAUGGGCAUUGCGUUAACAAAACUAUGGCGGCUCUUUUGGAGCCAGGAGGAACACAAGAUUGUUAUUGUAGGACUUGACAACGCUGGAAAGACUACAGUUUUGUACAGAUUAGUGAUGGGGGAGGUAAUUGCCACAGCUCCAACAAUAGGUAGUAACGUCGAGGAAUUCACAUAUCGCAAUAUAAAAUGCCUUGUAUGGGACAUCGGAGGACAAGACUCUCUGAGAGCUUCCUGGAGCACAUAUUACACCAACGCUCGGGCUGUGAUAAUGGUCAUUGAUAGUACAGAUCGAGCCCGUCUACAUUUAUCAAAGGAGGAGCUGCACAGAAUGAUGGAACAUGAUCAACUUCGGAAUGCUGGUCUUCUUGUGUUUGCAAACAAGCAAGACGUCAGAGGCGCUCUAAAAGCUGCAGCUAUAUCGGAAGCACUGGGCUUGUCACACUUGAAGGAUCGCCAAUGGCAUAUACAAGCAUGCUGUGCAUUAACCGGUGAAGGGUUAUGGGAAGGUAUGGAUUGGCUAAUAACAACAAUGGCCCGAUGACUUUCGGUACCCCCGUCGAGGCCAGAGUGAGCAUUGGAUUGCUUCCCUUCCCGUUUAUAUAUCCAUCUAGUUAAUAACCAUCGGUCACACGGGGACCAUCCCCCAAUAGCCCUUUGCAUGUAAAUUGGCCACUUCAUAGUUAGAUCCUCCAAGCUAAGUCCACCUGUGCUAUACUCUAGGUAGAUACAGUGAAGGCGUCCCCCCGUCACUAUAUAGAGUUAUCUACGGACCGUGUGUCCACAAGAGAUUUUAUCAGUGCGAAAUCGUGCGCCG